AUGUUGUAUUCACCAGAUCUUGACCCUAGAGCGAUGGAAUACGGACGAGAACACGAACAGGACGCGAAAAAAGAUUUAGAAUUAGCAUUAGGUAUUGAAAUAAAGGAGUGUGGUUUAUACAUUGAUUCCAAUAAUGUAUUCCUGGGAGCAACCCCUGAUGGAUUAAUUGGACAUGAUACUUUGGUAGAAGUUAAAUGUCCCUUUUCGGCAGCUGAUAUGGACCCAGAAGAAGCAAUAUUGAAUAAAAAAAUUACAUUUUGGAAAAUAAACAAAAAAAAAGAAAUAACUGGGAUUAAUACAAAUCAUAAAUAUUACUAUCAAGUACAAGGACAGCUGCAAAUAACUGGAAGGAAAUAUGGAAUUAUUGUGUUUUGGACUAAAAAAGGCAUACGAUUUGAAAAAAUUGAAAGGGACGACAAUUUGUGGAAUACAAAAAUAUUUCCCAAAUUAAAACAAUUUUAUUUCAAUUGUUUGUUACCAGAGUUAGUUGAUCCUAGGCAUCCUAGAUCUAUGCCAAUUCGUAAUCCUGAUUACAUUAUAAAAGCAAAACAAAUAAAAAUGAAUAAAAAAUAG
Macrosiphum euphorbiae (potato aphid) is the source of this 573-nucleotide messenger RNA. Lineage: Eukaryota; Metazoa; Arthropoda; Insecta; Hemiptera; Aphididae. The record is from the annotation of a GenBank genome assembly.